Messenger RNA from Musa acuminata subsp. malaccensis (wild Malaysian banana), 2312 nucleotides. The record is from RefSeq and is a predicted model, not a curated record. Lineage: Eukaryota; Viridiplantae; Streptophyta; Magnoliopsida; Zingiberales; Musaceae.
GGUGAUCCUCGAGGCAGAGGAGAGGAAGGUCUGAGCUUUGAUCUCUUCAUGUUUGCUUCCUGCUGAGAUCUACAUCUCAUUGCCCAUCACCAAGGAGAAGAAGCCUCUUCCAUCCAACAUCAACAUGGGGGUGACACUUUCGUGCCCCGGAGAGAUCCAUAAUUCCAUGAACGAUCGCUUGGAAGCUCUCAUCGUGAGGUCUCUCAGUUUCGGUGACAACGUGAGAUCGACUCUGCGGUCCAUCAGCUUCAAUGGCCGCGACUCCAAGCCUGCCAACCUCAAGUCUCUUGGCCCCGGGAAACGACUGAUAGAAGGAUCUGUGAGCUUUAAUGGAAGGGUAAUGGACCCUUUCCACUUGGACUCCGAUAUCGCGGUAAAGACUGCUGCUCCUAAGCAAGAUGUGCCCGCAAAGAUUGAUCAUCCCAAGAUAUCGAGGUUCAGUCCUCUGGGGAAGAGGUCCUUGGAAUCAGAUUUGAUCGGGCCUGGCAGCCCCAAGCAUGAAGCUGCCGUGAAGUUGCAGAAGGUCUACAAGAGCUUUCGGACAAGGAGACAGCUCGCAGACUGUGCCGUCCUCGUAGAGCAGAGCUGGUGGAAGCUGUUAGAUUUUGCAUUGCUCAAGCGAAGCUCCGUGUCGUUCUUCGACAUCGAGAAGCAAGAAUCUGUGGUUUCGCGGUGGUCGAGGGCGAGAACGAGGGCUGCAAAGGUGGGGAAGGGUCUAUCCAAGGAUGAGAAAGCUCAGAAACUUGCCUUGCAGCAUUGGUUAGAGGCAGUGAGUGUCUCAUCUCAGUUCACAGAACAAUCUGUGUCAUUCAUUUCUAUCGAUGUUUUUAAUGUUAUAUAUCGACAGAUCGAUCCUCGACAUCGGUAUGGUCACAAUCUCCAGUUCUACUAUGACUGCUGGCUUCAACGCGAGAGCAUGCAGCCUUUCUUCUACUGGCUCGAUGUAGGGGAAGGAAAGGAGGUCAACCUCGAAGAACAGUGCACUCGAUCGACACUGCAACAGCAGUGCAUCAAGUAUCUUGGCCCUAAAGAAAGGGAUGCCUACGAGGUCAUAAUCGAGGAUGGAAGAUUCAUGUACAGGAAGAGCAGACAGGUGAUAGACUCGUCUGAAGGUCCGAAAGAUGCGAAGUGGAUCUUCGUCCUAAGCACACUGAAGAAACUAUAUGUUGCUCAGAAGAAGAAAGGCACGUUUCAGCACUCUAGUUUUCUUGCCGGGGGAGCUACUUCUGCUGCUGGCCAACUGGUACUAGAAAAAGGAGUUCUCAAGGCUGUGUGGCCUCAUAGCGGCCAUUAUCGCCCGACCGAAGAGAACUUUCAGGAUUUCAUGAGCUAUCUUGCAGAAAAAAAUGUCGAUCUCACUGAUGUUAAGAGAAGUCCAACCGAAGAGCAUCAAGAAGAACACUGCAGGAGACCAGGAAAGCACCACUCGAAGCUGAACGUGGCUGAAGGAAAUGUCUCUACCAAGCGUGAAACCGAUGCAGAUUUAGAGCAUGAAGGAGGAGAACACUGCAGUAGACCAGGAAAGCACCACUCGAAGCUGAACAUGGCUGAAGGAAAUGUCUCCACCAAGCCUGAAACCGAUGCAGAUUUAGAGCAUGAAGAAGAAGAACACUGCAGUAGACCAGGAAAGCACCACUCGAAGCUGAACAUGGCCGAAGGAAAUGUCUCCACCAAGCCUGAAACUGAUGCAGAUUUGCCUCGAGCAUCCUUCACUGGGAACACAAGCAUUAACAACAUUACCACGUGCGAGGGAGUGAACCUUAGCAGAACAGUUGCUGAUCCGAAACCAGAGGGAACACUCGAGGUGCAGCAAGAUCACAAUCUCCACAAGCAGCAGAUGACUGCUGAAGAACACGACAUGACCAGACCAGAGAACGUGUGUGUUGAGGAGCAGGAAGAGGGUGGAGAAGCUGUGAUAUCGUCGGAACUGAUACGUCGAAGGAUAAACUCGAAGAAGGGCAUCAACUCGUAUCAGCUGGGGAAGAAGCUCUCCUUCAAGUGGACGACGGGAGCAGGGCCUCGAAUAGGGUGUGUGAGGGACUACCCAUCGGAGCUCCAGUUUCGUGCACUGGAGCAAGUAUGCUUGUCGCCGACAGGUGCAGGGAUGUCUAGGUUAGCUUCACCGCGGACCGCGAGAUGCCAGAGUCCGCUGACACAGGAGAAAUCUUUGCUCAAGGAAGUGCUGCAGCAAUCUCACAUGCAAAUGACACAGGAGAAAUCUUUGCUCAAGGAAGUGCAGCAGCAAUCUCACAUGCAAGACAAUGGAAGAUGAAGGGAACCUGUUCCUCUGAACCAUUUACAUAUGUAUAUGU